Messenger RNA from Schizosaccharomyces osmophilus, 1119 nucleotides. RefSeq names its product ESCRT 0 complex subunit, sorting receptor for ubiquitinated membrane protein, Hse1 (gene hse1). Gene Ontology annotation, biological process: protein transport to vacuole involved in ubiquitin-dependent protein catabolic process via the multivesicular body sorting pathway. Gene Ontology annotation, molecular function: phosphatidylinositol binding; ubiquitin binding. Bases 1 to 1119 code for a protein of 372 amino acids. The transcript has 4 exons. The record is from RefSeq and is a predicted model, not a curated record. Gene Ontology annotation, cellular component: ESCRT-0 complex. Lineage: Eukaryota; Fungi; Ascomycota; Schizosaccharomycetes; Schizosaccharomycetales; Schizosaccharomycetaceae.
AUGUUUCGAGAAAAACCAUCGGCCAUUCAGACCGCAAUCCUUCGAGCUACCGAUGAGAAGAACACUAAAGAUAAAUGGGAUUUGAUUAUGGAUGUGUGCGAUCUACUGUCAAGCAGCUCAGAAGAAUCUUGCCGAAGUGCUAUUCAAUUCCUUGAUAAACGAUUGAAUUCUAUAAAUUCCAAUGUCCAAUUACUGACAUUAACUUUGACAGAUGCUAUUGUAAAGAAUUGUGAUUCAAAGACACAACAUGAAAUUGCUUCCCGUUUAUUCACGGAUAGUCUUUUGCACAUAGCAGGGAGUCCAAGCACUCAUAAUCAAAUCAAAAGUAAAAUUGCAGUUUUGGUUAAUGAAUGGGCAACAGUAUUACAACAUGAUCCGAGCAUGGACUUAAUGCAACGAACAUGCGAUGAAAUUCGAAAGCUAGACAUUGUUGAUUUACGAGCCCCCAAAAAACCAGGCAAGCAAAAAAAGAACAAUUCAGAAUUAAAAAAAGAGGAAGAUGAAUUACAGUUUGCAUUAGCCCUGUCAUUAUCAGAGGCUACAGCCCAAGAAGCCGAAAGCCAGAAGCAUACUGAAGACGAGAAGAACUCAGAACAACCGACCGAACCUAAAGAUACUUCUUUAACUACGACUUCAGCAUCCUCGAUUUCUCGUGUACGUGCGUUAUACGACUUUGCUGCUUCUGAACCUGGUGAGUUGUCUUUCCAAAAGGGGGAUGUCAUACUAGUUCUGGAAAGCGUUUUUAAAGAUUGGUGGAAGGGUUCUUGUAAGAACAAAGUUGGAAUCUUCCCCGUCAAUUAUGUAGAAAGGAUUGUUGAACCAACCUCUGAGCAGAAGGAGCAGAUGCUUAAAGCAGAACAACUUACUUUUGAUGCUCUUCCAAGGAUUGAUGAUUUGCUAAACAUACUAUCGUCGGCUCCACCCGAAGCUGCUGAUGACGAUGAAUUACAGACUAAAUAUCACGAAACCAUUAUUUUACGACCGAAGCUUAUACGAUUAAUAGAAAAAUAUGCCUCUCAGAAAGAAGAAUUAAUGGACCUGAAUGAACGAUUGCUAGGUGCCCGGAAAGAUUAUGAAGCUUUGUAUGAGCAGUCAAUGUUGGAAAUGAGAAGGUAUUAA